UUUGCGUUUCAAAGUAUCAAUCAAACUUUACCAUAAUUUGCAUUCUGCCUUUGCUUGAAAUUUUAGUACUAAGAUCAAAUAGCUAAGUAUGUUUAACAGAAAUAGAAUUAUUUGAGUUGCAUUCUUAGUUUAUUACGCAAUUGAAUUUGCAAUUGACAUUAAAACAGCUGUUAUGGUAAGGUUUCUAUCACUAAUCAAGAAGUGUUUGAGUCACAUUUCCAUACUCACUUUUCCAAUGGAUAAAUUGCAACACUGAAGGUAUAAUCUUUGUUUUUACAUUUAGGUGUAGCACCCACAAUGGCAUCUUCUUCAAUCUUAUGUUACGAUUGUUCUACAACCAGUCAAGAAUACUGUGAAAAACAACAGAUAGUUCAAACAUGUAAUGUUGGAGAGGUGUGUCGCCAGGUAGUACACAGGCUUGCACCGAUAUUUGGAGGAGGGGUCAUUGCUUUUCAAAGAGGUUGUUUCCGAAACUCAAUAUGUACUGAAAGUGAUGAAUGUAAAGGCGCAUUUGGUGGAGACUGCAUCAGUUGUUGUAACCGCAAUUUUUGCAAUAAUGGAGCUAUCGAUAAUCUCACCACAGAAACACUAGUACCAACCACUGACGGGGGGUUCUGGCAUAGAACAGCUUCCCCAUCCGCACAUAACUGGUGGUGGCAUACAACAGCAGCUUACCCACAUGACUUUUGGUGGUGGUAUACAACAUCACCGCCUAGAAAAAAUGACAAAUCAGCAACUCCAAUAAUUGUUGGAGUUACAGUUUCUGUAAUAUCAGCUAUAUUGGUAUUUGUUAUCGUUUUAAUCGUCAUAAUCUGGGUAAGACGCAGAAGGGGGACCACUACAACAACGACGACAGCAAGUGCUCAAGUAUCGGCUGGACAACCGGCGCAGGCGCAGUCGGCAAUUUUCGUACCAUCUGCAUAUCUGAAUGUGACACAUCCCAGUCUUCACUUCAAUUCUUAUGAAAAAUUGGGACCUCCGCCUUCCUACGAGACGGUGAUUGGCUAUCGAGGGGAUAGUCAAUCAGUGAACUUUGGUCGAAUGAGUCAGCAGUACGUCGCCUGACUCUUAAUGCAUUGAAUGGCAAUGUAUCUCAAAUGUGACGAAGCUGCCGUAUAUAUAUCUCGUCUCGUAGCUUAACGGUGUAAUGUGUGCAUUGAAGUUUAACAAAAAUAAUAGUGAAUGGUUGAUUUUACUAAUUGGUGUAUUUCAAAUAACAUUUCUAGAUGAGAUUGAAUUAUUGCUGGUAAAUUAAUGUUCUGUCUAGCUUGUAUUGCUACAAUGUGAACAUGUUUUAGGGCUGCACAGCCUAGACGAAUAU
Messenger RNA from Corticium candelabrum, 1321 nucleotides. RefSeq lists its product as uncharacterized. NCBI's taxonomy places the organism in Eukaryota, Metazoa, Porifera, Homoscleromorpha, Homosclerophorida, Plakinidae. The coding region runs from base 298 to 1065 and encodes 255 amino acids. The record is from RefSeq and is a predicted model, not a curated record. The transcript has 3 exons.